UCAAACCAAACAUCGCCCCUCAUCUGUCCACUGAUAGUGGCGAUAGCUACUCCGUUCCGAUCGAGUUCUCCUCCGAUAAGAGGACGAGGUGAGCGAUCGGUGAGUAGACGGCUGUGGUAUAUAAGCCAGAACCCAACGGUUUGGGCCUCAUUAGACGCUUUGGGCCCAAACGGAACGGAGCUGAGUGUAAAAAUGCUGAAACUAUUCGCUGUGGUGCUGCUGCUCAGCGGCGUGGCCUUGGCUACCGACAACUACGACGGCUACAAGAUCUACGACGUUAAGGCGAGCAAUGCCUUCGAGAAGCAGAUCCUGCUGCGCCUGUCGGCCAACGAGGACUACGACUUCUUCGACCUGCCGCGCUCCCUGGAGGCGCCGAGUCGCGUGAUGGUGAAGCCCGCGGACCAGGAGGGAUUCGAGCACCUGCUGGAGAAGUACAGCCUGGACUUCUCGGUGGUCAGCGAGGACUUGGGAGUGUCGCUGCGUCAGGAGCGCGAGGAGAACCAGAACCAGCGGCUGAUGAACCUGCGAUCCGCCGGACGGAGCAUCAGCUUCACCGCCUUCCAUCGCCACGCGGAGAUCAAUGCCUACUUGGAUGAACUGGCUGCCGCUUAUCCCAGCCGGGUGACCGUCGAGGUGGCCGGCAAGUCGUACGAGAACCGGGACAUCAAGACCAUCACGAUCACCAAUGGCGAUGGCAAGACCGGCAAGAACGUGAUCUUCCUGGACGCCGGAAUCCACGCCCGCGAGUGGAUCGCCCACGCUGGAGCCCUGUACGUGAUCCACCAGCUGGUGGAGAACUUCGCCGCCAACUCCGAUCUGCUGAAGAACUUCGACUGGAUCAUCCUGCCGGUGGUGAAUCCCGACGGCUACGAGUACACCCACACCUCCACCCGCAUGUGGCGCAAGACGAGGAAGCCCAUCAGCAGCGCCUGCUAUGGAACCGAUGCCAACCGCAACUUCGACUUCCACUGGGGCGAGGUGGGCGCCUCCAGCUACUCCUGCUCCGACACCUUCAAGGGCGAGACCGCCUUCUCCGAGCCGGAGACCCAGAUCCUCCGCGACCUCCUGCUCGGCCUGAGCGGCCGCGGCAAGUUCUACCUGACCCUCCACUCCUACGGCAACUACCUGCUCUAUCCUUGGGGAUGGACCUCGGCUCUUCCCAGCAACUGGCGCGACAACGACGAGGUGGCCCAGGCUGGAGCGGAAGCCAUCAGGAGUGCCACUGGAACCAAGUACACCGUGGGCAGCUCCACCAACGUUCUGUACGCGGCGGCAGGUGGCAGCGAUGACUACGCCUUCGGAGUGGCCAACUUCCCGGUGUCGAUCACCAUGGAGCUGCCCGCCGGCGGCACUGGCUUCAACCCGAGCACCUCCCAGAUCCAGUCCUUCGUGGCCGAGACCUGGCUGGGCAUCCAAGCCAUGGCCAAGAAGGUGGCGGAGAAGUUCUAAAUGAGUGCGAGUGCAAUAAAAGCCAACGAUGAUAUUUACCAA
This is a messenger RNA of Drosophila ficusphila, 1491 nucleotides long. RefSeq names its product carboxypeptidase B. Gene Ontology annotation, molecular function: zinc ion binding; metallocarboxypeptidase activity. Bases 193 to 1449 code for a protein of 418 amino acids. Gene Ontology annotation, biological process: proteolysis. Lineage: Eukaryota; Metazoa; Arthropoda; Insecta; Diptera; Drosophilidae. The transcript has 3 exons. The record is from RefSeq and is a predicted model, not a curated record.